Molecule: messenger RNA, 2694 nt
Organism: Pseudozyma flocculosa PF-1
Lineage: Eukaryota; Fungi; Basidiomycota; Ustilaginomycetes; Ustilaginales; Ustilaginaceae
Exons: 5
Coding region: 1-2694 (897 amino acids)
Biological process (GO): ubiquitin-dependent protein catabolic process; protein ubiquitination
Cellular component (GO): Cul3-RING ubiquitin ligase complex
Molecular function (GO): ubiquitin protein ligase binding
Source: RefSeq, a predicted model, not a curated record
AUGAGCGGCGCGGGCUCAGCACGGAGGCCCGGUGCCCGAGGCAUCAAGCUCAAGCCGCCGAAGAAGAUUGGCAACAGCGUCCCGAUCGAGGAGAUGUGGAAGCGCCUGGUCGACGCCAUCGGAGAGAUUCACAACCACAACAUCUCCAAGCUGAGCUACGAGGAGCAUUACCGAUACGCGUACAAUCUCGUGCUGUACCAGCACGGAGAUAUGCUCUACAACGGCGUCAAGCGCCAGAUCGAGGCUCACCUCAACAAGCAGUGCCGCGACAAGAUCGCACCCGCCUUCCCGCCCGGCGGUGCCACGGCCGUAUCGGCCGGCAUCGUCCUUCCCGAAUCGCUGCUGCGACCGCAACCCUCGUCGUCGUCGUCGUCGUCGUCUGGGCCUGCCUCGUCCAAGGGCAAGGGGAGAGAGGCGCCCGACGAUGCUGCAUCUCGUUCGGCCAAUUCCGACGGCGGCGAUCACGACGUCGGCGCUCAGGCCUCGACGGCCGUGAGCAUGUCGGCCACCCAGCCGGGCGACCGCGCCGACGCCAUCGCUCGGAUUCAGGCCGGCGAGAGGCUCAUGACAGCCAUCCGCGACACUUGGCUCGACCACCGCAGCUGCAUGAGUACGCUCAGCGAUAUCCUCAAGUAUGCCGACCGGGUCUAUGUGCCGCAGGCGGGCGUGCCCUCGACCAACAAGCUGGGGCUCGAGCUCUUCCGCGACACGGUGGUCCGGUCGGCCAAGUUCCCCAUCCAGAUCCACCUCUACAGCACGCUCCUGACCCACAUCCAGAUUGAACGCGAAGGGUUCGUGAUCAGCCGCUCGCUGGUCAAGGCCAACAUCGACAUGCUCGGCGACCUGACCCACGUCAAGCGCGGCGUUCCGGCGGCGCAGCAUCCGUCGGUCUACACACACGACUUUGAGCCCGCGUUUCUCUCGACAUCGGCGGCCUUCUACAAGGCCGAAGCGGAGCGGCUGCUGGACGCGAGCGAUGCCGCCAGGUACCUCGCCCAUGUUGAUCGGCGCCUGCAGGAGGAAGUCAGCCGCGUGUCGGUCUACCUCAAGCCCGAGACGCAGCAGCCGCUGCAGAGGCUCCUGGAGAAGCACUUUUUGGCCAACCACCUGACGACCAUCGUCGACAUGCCGGGCAGCGGUCUGGUGGCCAUGCUCGACGAGGACCGCCGCGACGACCUGGCCAUCAUGUACCGCCUCUUCCAGAGGGUCAAGGAAGGUCCGCAGGUGCUACGGAUGGGUCUCAAGUCGUACAUCGGCACCAAGGGGAGGCUUAUCAAUGAGGCCGUGUCGGCUUCCGCGCAGGCCGCCGCGGCCGGACCGACGACCGCCCAGGCUCCCGGCGAGACCGACACGCCCGCCGGCGAUGCCGACGGUGGUGCCGCGCCGAGCGGGUCCAAGGACAAGGCCAAGGGCAAGGGCAGGGAAGCCGCUGGGCCCGCCUCUGACGCGUCGACACCACAGGCGGCGAUGGCGCUGCGCUGGGUCGAAGAGGUGCUGGAGUUCAAGAACAAGUUUGAUGCGAUCCUAGCAUCGAGCUACCAGAACGACGCCGGGUGCGAGACGUCGAUCAACGAGGCGUUCGAGUCCUUUGUCAACACCAACCCGCGCGCCCCCGAGUUCAUCUCGCUCUUCAUCGACGAGAACCUGAAGAAGGGGCUCAAGGGCAAGACCGAGGAAGAGGUCGACGAGGUGCUCAACAAGACGAUCUCAGUCUUCCGCUUCCUGCACGAAAAGGACGUCUUCGAGCGGUACUACAAGCAGCACCUGGCCAAGCGGAUGCUGCAGGGCCGGUCGGUCUCGGACGACGCCGAGCGCGGCAUGAUGGCAAAGCUCAAGAUCGAGUGCGGCCACGGAUACGUGCAGAAGCUGCAGGGGAUGCUCAACGACAUGAAGGUCAGCGAGGACACCAACCUCGAGUUUGCCAAGAACGUCCGGAACUCGAGCCGCCCGCUGCCGUUCGAGAUGUCGGUCAACGUGCUGACGUCGACCUACUGGCCGAUCAGCGCCCAGGCGCAGCCCUGCACCAUGCCGGCAUCGAUGAUGGAGGUGCGGAGGCGCUUCGAGGCCUUUUACCAGUCCAAGCACAGCGGCCGCAUCCUGACGUGGCACCCCAACCUCGGAAACGCCGACGUCCGGGUCAGCUUCAAGGCGCGCAAGCACGAGCUCAACGUGUCGACCUACGCGCUCAUCGUUCUGCUGCUGUUCGAGGACGUCGCCGACGGCCAGUCCCUCGGCUACGAGGACCUCGCCGCCAGCACCAACAUCCCCGACGCCGACCUGCAGCGGACGCUGCAGAGCCUCGCGUGCGCCAAGUACAAGAUCUUACUCAAGGAGCCCAAGGGCAGGGAGAUCAACCGAUCCGACCGCUUCACCUUCAACCACUCGUUCUCGUGCCCGCUGGCGAGGAUCAAGAUCGCCCAGGUCGCCGCGCGGGUCGAAUCGGCGGGCGAGAGGAAGGAAACGACAGAAAAGGUCGAAGAGGAGAGGAAAAACAUGGUCGAGGCCUGCAUCGUCCGAGUGAUGAAGGACCGCAAGACAAUGACGCACAAUGAGCUGGUCAGCGAAGUGGUACGGCAGCUGGCGGCGCGGUUCCAGCCCAACCUCUCGAUGGUCAAGAAGCGGAUCGAGUCGUUGCUGGACCGAGAGUACCUCGAGAGGGCAGAGACACGCAACGUCUACAACUACCUCGCCUAA